This is a messenger RNA of Pecten maximus, 637 nucleotides long. RefSeq lists its product as uncharacterized. Gene Ontology annotation, cellular component: trans-Golgi network. Lineage: Eukaryota; Metazoa; Mollusca; Bivalvia; Pectinida; Pectinidae. The record is from RefSeq and is a predicted model, not a curated record. The coding region runs from base 29 to 637 and encodes 202 amino acids. The transcript has 6 exons.
AAAAUCUUGCAUUCUAUUCACUGCGGAUAUGGUGAGGCACAUGACUUCCGAUGUCAACAUGGACUCGAGUGUUCACGUUAUCAGCAUAAUUUGGGCAGUGAUACUGAUAAGCUUGUCGUCACCUGUGCAAUCAGAUGUACAACCUUGUGUAAAGAAGGGCCCAUGCACAUGUGAAACACCUUCGUUUACUGUCGAUCUGACUCCAUUGUCUACACGGACGCAAAGGUUGUUACAAGCUAAGGGUGAUGGAUACACCUAUGUAUACAGCCCAUGUAUACCUACAGGACAAAGAUGUGGUGCGGAUUCUUCAGUUACAGACAUAGCUAUUUGUCAAGAAACACAGUCAAUUCCUCCUUCAACAUACGUUGUGGGUACACAGUCAACUGUGAAAUUCUCUGGUAGUCCUGAGGACGGAUCUCUUCAGUUAGAAUACUCAGCAAAAGAUGCUACUACUUCAAGAAUUGGACAAGUUUCUGUCAUUUGUUCUGAUGAAGAGGCUAGUUUUGCUCUGAUUACCACCGAACAAGGAAAAGAUUCCACUACCUAUAAAUUCCAAUUGAAAACAAAAUAUGCCUGCAAUCAAAAUGCCUCCUCUGGUCUUAGUCCCGGCUCAGUACUGCUGAUCAUGGUGCUGUGA